AUGGCGCGCAGCAGAAACACCCAACGCAAGGCAGCCAUACCCAGCGCACGACGAACCACAUGGCUGGAAUGGCUGGGACUCUCGGCGCCGCCCAGGCCCGCUCGCAGAAUUAUCGCCUGCGGCCCCCGAGUUUACCGGCCCACCAAGCGCACGGUCAUGGGUACCGAGAGCAUCCGCGUGUACGGCUGGCCCUCGCGUGGAGGCGUCAUUAUCCUCAGUGGCGCAAGCCGUGCUGACUUCGACUAUCUGGGUUGGGAUAUCCACUCCCUACCACGAAGGCGCGAUCCAGACCAAGACGCCGAGGAUGACCACUGCAAGAAACUCCUCCUCCUCGGCGCAACCUGGUAUGAUAGCGAGCGGCGGUAUAAGCUCCUAGCCGAUGCUGCGACUAACAACCGCUCGGUACGCGAGCGGUUCGAGAAUAAGCAGCUCCCCGCGGUCACUAGGAAGGAGGGGUUGUGGGUUCGAGUUGGAUGGCCGAGCACGGGUGGUCUGUGGGUUGUUGAAUGGGAUGAUCCGGUUUUUGAAGAGAUCCAGGAUGAAUCCGCCGAGGAUUACGGCCCUGGAUAUUCGGAGAAGGGUGGGCUCGUUGGGCUUGCGAGGGAUAUGGAUGAGCGGUGUGAGAUUAUAGAGAGGAUUGGUGGGAAGUUCUUUGCCUGCUUGGAGGACUAUGAUGGGCAUGCGUUUUUGAAGGCGUGGGAGGAGAAGACUACGGGUGAGGUUGGAUCGCUUGUUGUUACCCACUUUGUAGAGUGGUAG
This is a messenger RNA of Aspergillus calidoustus, 759 nucleotides long. The record is from the annotation of a GenBank genome assembly. Lineage: Eukaryota; Fungi; Ascomycota; Eurotiomycetes; Eurotiales; Aspergillaceae.